This is a messenger RNA of Melitaea cinxia (Glanville fritillary), 1901 nucleotides long. RefSeq names its product fatty-acid amide hydrolase 2-like. Bases 35 to 1585 code for a protein of 516 amino acids. The record is from RefSeq and is a predicted model, not a curated record. Lineage: Eukaryota; Metazoa; Arthropoda; Insecta; Lepidoptera; Nymphalidae. The transcript has 11 exons.
UUCACAGAAUUUCCAACACGUAAAACAAAAGACCAUGGGUCCAUUGAAGACGAUAUGUGUCUACAUCCGCCUCUUCUUAGAUCGAGUAGUCGAUUUCUUUUUCUCUCUUUAUUGGGAUAAUAAAAAGGCAGUUAUACCGGACUUGGAGAAGAAGUAUGACUUCCUUGCUGAAAGCGCUACAAGUUUGUCAAAUAAGAUUAAAAAGAAGGAAUUGAAAUCAGAAGAAUUAGUCCUCGCUCUUAUUGAGAGAAUAAAACAGGUAAAUCCAAUCUUAAACGCUAUAGUAGCGGACAGGUUCGAAGGUGCGUUGGAAGAAGCAAGAGAAAUAGACAGGAGGAUAUCAGAUGGAAUCACAGAUGAUCUAUUGAAGAAGCCGUUCUUGGGUGUUCCUUUCACGACAAAGGAAAGUCAGGCAAUAAAAGGAAUGCCGUUGACCAUGGGGACCUGGUGCCGGCGCAACGAAAGGGCGACAGAAGACAGUGAAGCCGUCGUGAGACUAAGAGCAGCUGGAGCCAUUCCACUCGCCUGCUCUAAUUUACCGGAACUACUUGUUUGGCAAGAAACGCGCAACCCCGUAUACGGCAUGACGAACAACCCGCACCACACCGGCCGCACGACAGGAGGCUCCAGUGGCGCUGAGGCGGCUCUGACCGCCACCUACGCUACUGCGAUCAGUUUGUGUUCAGAUAUUGGAGGUUCCACACGUAUGCCAGCGUUUUACUGUGGAAUGUUUGGUCACCACCCAACUGCUGGAACCACGAAUACGAAAGGGUCCUUCUACAGAAAAGGUGAUGAGGAUUCAAUGUUCUGCUUGGGCUUCAUCUCCAGGUUCGUGGAGGAUCUGGCCCCACUAACAGCUGUUAUUGCUGGAGACAAAGCCAGUCUUCUGAAGCUAGACAGACAGAUCGACAUAAAGAACAUCAAAUUCUACUACUUAGAUUCGAGUAACGAUUGUUUCGUAAGUCCUUUGAGGUCGGAUAUGAAAGACGCUAUGCAAAGGGUAAUUUGCAAGAUAAAUGAAAACUUGAACACUUCUGUCCAGCCCUACUAUCACAAAGGUUUCGACUACAUGUACCAAAUUUGGUCAUACUGGAUGUCCAAAGAACCAGGCAACUACGCACAACUGCUGACUAACGACAAGGAAAUGAAUGGGUUAACGGAAUUAUUUAAAAAGAUGUGCGGAAUGAGCAAGUUUUGCUUGUUCAGCAUACUGAGAGUUAUCGAGCUACAAUGGCUGCCACGACCGCGACCAGAGUGGGCCGAAGAGUUGACGAGAAGCUUUAAGGAAGAUUUGUUUAGCAAGCUCGGCGACGACGGCGUGCUGUUGCUCCCGAGCGGCCCGCACGCCGCGCCCUACCACUACUCCUUCUACUUCCGCCCCUACAACUUCUCCUACUGGGGCAUCGUUAACGCGCUCAAGUGCCCCGCCACACAGGUACCUCUAGGAAAGAACAGUCAAGACCUACCAGUCGGUAUCCAAGUGUUAGCAAAGCCAUACAACGACGCCCUUUGCUUAACCGUUGCGAAAUAUUUAGAAAAAGAAUUUGGCGGGUCUUUACCAGCUUGUAAAGUUAAUACUAGUUAACCAAUAAUUUAAAUAUUUUUAUUUUUUUAUUUUUACUAAUAUUAUGGGUUAUUUAAUGUGGUGAAUUUUUUUCAAUUUAUAAGACUGUUAAAAUUUUAAAAUAAAUGUAAUUAUAAAUCUAUUGUGUUGUUAGUUCUCUUCAAAGAUUGCUAUAUUGAUAAUUUUCUAUACAUUCUUACUAAGAUUAUUUUAGCACAAUCACUAGUAAUUUAAUUUAGCCAUUAGUAAAGACAAUUUUAAUUUAUAGUCUAUAAUCUAUUUUCAAUCUGAUUGGCGCGUGUGUAUCAAAUACAUGGUAGUGUGUGUAAUGUUUUUU